AUGGUCCUGCAGCUCUACCUGGACCUGCUCUCCGCACCCUGCCGUGCUGUCUACAUCUUUGCGAGGAUCAACAACAUCUCUUUCGAGUUCCAAUUUGUGGAUUUGCUCAAAGGUCACCACCACAGCAAGGAGUACAUCGAGAUCAACCCCCUGAAGAAGCUGCCCAGCCUCAAAGAUGGAAAGUUCAUCUUAUCUGAAAGUGUGGCGAUCCUCUGUUACCUAUGCCGCAAGUACAGUGCACCCUCUCACUGGUACCCUCCAGAUCUGCACACCCGUGCCCGUGUGGACGAAUUCAUGUCCUGGCAGCACACAGGCAUUCAGACACCCAUGACUGAGAUGCUCUGGAUCAAGCUGCUGAUCCCGAUGAUCACAGGCAAGGAAGCUUCCGAGUCCAAGGUAGAUGAGAUCACAUCAGAAGCAAAGAACUGUAUGCGUCAAUUCGAGGAGAAGUUUCUGAACAACAAAACAUUUGUCACCGGGGAGAAUAUAUCACUGGCUGACCUGGUGGCCCUAGAAGGAAUGAUGCAGCCCAUGGUUCUCAACUAUGACCUUUUCAGUGACAGCCCCAAGCUGGCUGAAUGGCGAGCACGGGUAGAGGCCUUCAUUGGCUCUGGCCUCUUCAUGGAGGCCCAUGAUCGGUUAAUGAAGUUGGGAGAAUGGGAUUGUUCAACGUUGGAUCCAACAGUCAGGGAUAGAAUCAGUGAGCUCCUAGAGAAGUACCAGUAA
Messenger RNA from Suncus etruscus (white-toothed pygmy shrew), 726 nucleotides. RefSeq names its product glutathione S-transferase theta-4-like. The coding region runs from base 1 to 726 and encodes 241 amino acids. NCBI's taxonomy places the organism in Eukaryota, Metazoa, Chordata, Mammalia, Eulipotyphla, Soricidae. The record is from RefSeq and is a predicted model, not a curated record. The transcript is spliced from 5 exons. Gene Ontology annotation, cellular component: cytoplasm. Gene Ontology annotation, biological process: glutathione metabolic process. Gene Ontology annotation, molecular function: glutathione transferase activity.